Molecule: messenger RNA, 2085 nt
Organism: Oppia nitens
Lineage: Eukaryota; Metazoa; Arthropoda; Arachnida; Sarcoptiformes; Oppiidae
Gene: siz
Product: IQ motif and SEC7 domain-containing protein 1-like
Exons: 5
Coding region: 124-2085 (653 amino acids)
Biological process (GO): actin cytoskeleton organization; regulation of ARF protein signal transduction
Molecular function (GO): guanyl-nucleotide exchange factor activity; protein binding
Source: RefSeq, a predicted model, not a curated record
UUGACGCCAUCUGUCGUCCAAUUUAUCGGUAAAAGCGAUGCAAACAAACCGUUGCUCAGAGUUUGCAAACAAACGCCCAAAAAAUGGCAGAAAAAGAGUCUUAACUGUCAUUCGCGGCCAACGAUGACGUCUUCGACCAAAUCCUCGCAGUCUUCGGGUGUUUGCGAACAUAAUUCUCUUAUUAGAAGACAAUUCGUAAAAAUCGAAAGUUUGGAAAAUCAAAUAUCACUUCUUCGGCUCGAAAGAGACUCUCUUUUGGAUGAAAACGAAAGAUUACACUUUCAAUUGCAAUGUUUAUCAGAAACUAAAGACCAAAGACAUGAAACCAAAAGGGGUUCUUCUCUCGACUCGCGUUCAGCCGACGCCGUCUUCGUGUCUUCUCGUGUGUCGUCCGACGCCUUUUCGCGUCGCUUUGAAGCACACGUCGCUCGCACUUCGACGUCGUCUCAGACGACGCUUUCGUCUCAAAGUCACGUGAAUCACGACAAUCACUACGAACUGUCGCAACAACUCAUUGACCGACGGGUCGACGCUCUCGAGCGGAAAUACGGUGGUCUUGUGGCGCGGGAGUCGGCCAUUCGUAUUCAGCGCGCUUUCCGCACAUAUCGUCUUCAGAAACGCUUCAAAAGUAUUGCAAUUCAAGCUCUGAGACAAACGCCUCAAAAGACUUCGUCGUCCGAGACGUCGUCCGACAGACGAAACGAUAGACGACUCGCAGAUCAAAGACGAGACACUUCUCAAAGCGAUACUCAAAGCACGCGUUCUGACGACUCUUCGGGCGCCACCAACGCCACUGUUUUUCUUCCCGAAUCACUUCUGGCCGCGGCCUCUACGACACCAACUUCGCAACAAUUCGAAUGCGAGCGAAAGCGGUCGUAUCGCGUCGGACUGAAUCUCUUUAACAAAAAUCCUCCCGAACGCGGUCUUCAAUAUCUGAUAUCAAAUGGUUUUAUUGAUUCCGUCGUCUCGGACGACGAACAAUCGACAGUAAUCUCUCGUUUUCUUCUCACGAGAAAAGGUCUUUCGAAAGCAAUGAUCGGAGAAUUCCUUUCUUCUCCCGCGUCAACCAAUCGUCUUGUUUUGUCCGCUUUUGUCCGCGAAAUCGAUUUAACCGGAUUAUCCGUCGACACUGCUCUUCGAAAGUUUCAGACAUUCUUUCGAUUUCCGGGAGAGGCCCAGAAAAUCGAGCGAAUGGUGGACGCCUUUGCCGAUCGUUUUUCGGUUUGUAAUCCGACUUCUUGGUCUCGCGAUUCGGUGUUUAUUCUGGCUUUCGCCGUGAUUAUGCUCAAUACGGAUCUUCAUUCGCCGACAAACGCCAGACACCGAAUGACUGCCGCGCAAUGGCUUCAGAACUUGAGAGGAGUUUUCGGCGAUGAUAACGCCCCUGACCAGGAUCAAUUACUUCAAGUCUAUCAACGCAUUAAAGCCCAAGAACUGCGGACGGGAGCCGAUCACGUGACUCAAGUGCUGAAAGUGCAGUCGGCUCUCGUGGGUUCACGUGGUCAGAGUGUUCCGAAUUUAUGCGUUGAGUGGCGCCGUCUGGUGUGUUAUUGUCGUCUCUAUGAAGUGAAAGACGUCAACAAAAGAGAGCCGAAAGACAGACAUCAAAGGGAACUGUUUUUAUUCAAUGAUUUGCUUUUAGUCACAAAACUCACGCCAAAAGCCAAACAACAAAACCAUUUACCAGAAUAUCAGUUCAGAUCGACUCUCGCUUUGGACCAACUCAUUGUCCAACUCUUCUCCACGCAAUACCACAGAUUCGGAAUUCACUUAAGACGUCGUCUCGACAACGGCGCCAUUUUGUCUUCUUUCAAUGCUCGCAAUGAAUUGGAUCAAAAGAGAUUUGCCGACGAUUUACGCGAAUCCAUCGCAGAAACCAGAGAAAUGGACGCCAUUCGAAUACACAAAAGCACCUCCCUCCUCCAACUCAAGGAGGCGCCCCUCCCCACACCAUCGCCCGCCCCCGCGCCCGCUUUAGCGCGUCGCAAGUCGUCUUCGGGAAGUCUGGAUUCUGGUUUAUCGCUGCCGUCUCGCGAUCAUUCGCCGCAGACGCAAACGAGUGGUUCUUCGGCGCCGAAGACGUGA